UUGCUUUCAAUUGAAAUUGAAAACACAAGUGAUAACGACAUAAAAAUCCCAAGAAAAUUUUAAUUCCGGUUUCUAAUUUGAUAAGAAAAAUUAUAAGGCUCAGAGUUAUUUUUUUGACAGAAAUAAAGUAGUAAAAAUGGUAGAAAUGUUGAAAAAACUUGUUUUCAUGCGUCUCCAAACUGCUGGCGUAGUUGUUGGCUGGCUCGGUGUGGUAUUCUCCUCUUUGGCCAUCAUUAUUACUGCCUGUGCAGUUGGCCAUUCGGAUAAGAUCGCUGGUGUUAUUUCAAAGACAUUGUUGGACAGAACGGAUCAGGACACACAUGAUUCAAUUCAAACCUUCAUUGUCCUGUAUGGGAGCUUCUACUUGGGUGUGUGCAUUCUCCAUUUUCUGGCAGCAGGCUUUCUUGUCAUCGGUGCAAUGAAGAAUCGACACUUGAUGCUAUUGCCCUGGUUGGUCCUCAAUGCUAUAGACAUUUUUCUGAACGUUUUGUCGUUACUUUUUUCCACAUUUGACACGGACUCGGAAUACUUCCCAUACUUCUUGCGAUUCGUUGCAACGUUCCUCUAUUCGAUACUUUACGUAUACAUAUACUGGGGUAUUGUCUCAUUGUACCACCAUAUUCAAAUGAACAAGGAUGCUGGACAUGAAAUGACUUGCCGCGUAGCAGAACCAUUGCCACAAAAGGCUCCACUCUAUAACGUCUAUAAUAAAAUCUAAAUAUGGGGAAGAAACGUCUCAAGAGCAUGCUUUUGCUGAUAACCCAUGGGGUAUCGCGUCAGUUUAAAAUUACACAACUAUGGAUUCCCAAUAAUAUAUUUUUGAAUCAUCUUUGUAUUUAACAAUUUCAUUACUAAAUGAGCGGCCCACUAUACAAUAUCAUUUUUGCUAUUAAUGUUGUUAUUUUAAACGCAUUUGUUUAGUGAAAUUUAUGCUUUCUAAGUCGAAUGUAAUUGAGAUUAUAUAAUAUUAAAUAUUUUUUUAAUUUCUUUCGAA
Molecule: messenger RNA, 994 nt
Organism: Drosophila albomicans
Lineage: Eukaryota; Metazoa; Arthropoda; Insecta; Diptera; Drosophilidae
Exons: 4
Coding region: 137-718 (193 amino acids)
Source: RefSeq, a predicted model, not a curated record